ACAUGGCUUUCAUACAAAACAACGGAGUGAGCCAUCUCCCUCUUUUAAACUAUAUUUGCUGAGGGCAAGCUUGUUGUACAGUUUGUUCUCGCUGCUAAGCUUUUCUCUCAUUGGUGCCGCAGUACCAGUGGUGUACUACCCACUGCUCAAGUAGCUCCAACAGCUGGAUGUUACAGAUGCUGUGAGUUUGAGAAAGGCUUUGAGUAGCCCGGGGGGCGGUCAAUACACACUGACAACCGACGCAAACAGCUCCCAUUACACUGUGUCCAAAGGCAUGUCACAUUUGACCCGUCUGCUGCUGUGCGGCUAGCCGGUCAGCUAAGGUUAGCCACCGACUGUUAGCUCUGGCGGCUGACUGCAUCAAUAAAGUCGAGCUGACAAAACAUUUCACGAAAAGACAAAAUAACAACACAGCCAAUGUCACGUGGUGAAAACUGCCGCAGUAUUUAGGAAACUUUGGACUCCCAUGCGGACUUCAUCCACUGUUUCCGUCGUCGUCUGGAGAGGGUUAACGGUAGCGACAGCCGCUCGGUUGAGAGUCACACAAUGUUGCUGUUUAGCACCGCACGCCUACUCGGAAGAGGGAAACCCGUGCUCCGUGACCGCUUUACGAGGAUUUGCGUAAACAUGUCGUCCUCCUCUCACUCGGGUAAGAGACUGCGGGUUCUGGUCGACAUGGACGGGGUGCUGGCGGACUUCGAGGGGGGCUUCUUGAAGAAGUACCGGGCCCGGUACCCGGACGAUCCCCACAUCAGCCUGGAUGACAGGAGAGGGUUCUGGGUGUCAGCGCAGUACGGGCAGCUGAGGAGUGACCUGUGUGAGAAAGCCAUCAGUAUCUGGGAGUCCAAGAACUUCUUCGUAGAGCUGGAGCCGCUGCCAGGAGGAGUGGAGGCGGUCAAAGAGAUGGCCAAGAUGGAUGACACAGAUGUCUUUAUUUGCACCAGCCCCAUAAAACAUUACCAACACUGCCCGUAUGAGAAGUAUGCCUGGGUAGAGAAGCAUCUGGGUCAUGACUUUCUGGAGCAGGUCAUCCUGACCAGAGACAAAACGGUGAUCAGCGGAGACCUCCUCAUAGACGACAAGCCUGACAUUCUGGGCGUGGAGCCCAAACCGACGUGGGAGCACAUCCUGUUCACCGCCUGCCACAACAAGCAUCUUUCCGACAGCCCCUCCCGGAGACGGCUCCUGUCUUGGGCGGACGACUGGAGGGCCAUCCUGGACGGCAAAAGGCAGUGAGGGAACUCCCAUGAGCCCCCCGGCCCCCUACCAUCACCACACCGAGGCUCGGAGGGAAACGCUGACCUGCAGAGGCGGCGCCAGAAUUCAUUUCCGAAAAAAAGAGAGUUGGGUAAAAUAUUCAGAGGGGAAAUGAUCAGCCAAAUUAACAAUAACACACAAGGUUGGAUGUUUCACACACUUGUUGCACUCUGCCGGGAGAAGACGUUCACUUGUCUGACCACAAGGGGGCGCCCCGAUACCGAGUGUGAAGUGAGCCGCCAAUCCACCGGUCCCACUGAAGAAACUGACAACAAAACAUUGAAUUCAAAAUGGACACGUGGUAAGUCUAAAAGGCAGAUUGGAGAGCGGCUCCGUGUCUGCAUACUGUAUCUUUUGACUGCGGACAUUUCUCUUCAACAUCAGACAUUUUUAUUUCUGAGACACAUGGGUCUUCUCUGCAAAAGAGCAGAUAUGGUGUUUUUUUUAAAAAACCAAUUCACAAAAUGUGUGCUGCAUAUGUUUAAGAUAUUAAAGUAGGAGAAGAUUAGUUUAUUGGGUGCUACAUCUUGUUUUUAUGUGCUCUACUUUCACACAGACUGUCAAACUAUUUAUUUUGAAAAAAAAAACAUAUUGUAUAAAUUUCUUCUCAAACUUUAGCAAUUUACCGAUUUGUAAAUACACUGAAAUGACAAAGUAAUAGUACCUCAUAAUAAACAGAAGCCAAUACACGACACUAGCGUCUGUGUUUUUUAAAUACAUUUUGGCUGAAUAGAAUACAUACAUUAUGUCGUCGAGUCAAAAGAGCCACGAAACUGCAUUUGUCUGUUUCAAUCCAAGAAAGUAUUCUGGUACGAAUGAUGUGGAAAGUGCACUCGCACUCAGUUGCAUUGUUCUGCUUCAUGGUUCAUCAAGUGAAUACACACUGCGAGUACGUUUUAGUUCACUUUGGCUAUUUGUGGCAGGGUCCGUUACAAGUUUGCCUGUUGCUGCUAAUGUGCUUUUUGGGAACAGAGCGGUGGAUGCUGGGCAUGUGUUAUGGCUGAUGCACUUAGUGCUGAAGUGUCAUUGUGCCUGGUCUUAAAAUGCUUCUUUCUGUCCAUGGGUGGUGUGUGUCUCAUUCCACCUCGCUUUCAAAGAAUAACAGUAUGACCGAUGUGCUCUUAGUGGUCCUUUUUAUUUUUUUCAUUAAAUAGCACAUGGAACUGGCUACUAGAAUACGUUUUUCUUCCAUUUUUGUUUUUUAGAGAGAACAGGACUUGUUAUAGAGAGAGAGGACCGGACACGUACGGUUGGUUGACUUGGCAGCCCGUCGCAUUGUCGCUCGUGGUGUGAACGUAGCAUUUGACCGACGUCGUCAAAAGUUACAUGAACUCGCAAAAAAGCUUUUGGCAGAAACUCCAACCUCCUGGGUGGACAUCCUGGCGGUGUGAGGGAGUUUGACUAAACACGAUGAACUGCGCCUUUGUGCGCUUGUUUUUGUAACGUCCUCUCUGAUGCUCAUAUCAGAGUUAAGUUAAGGACACAGAAAACAGCAGCUGAAUAUGACGAUUAAUCUUGAGUCUGGACUCAAAAUGGGUUUGCCCUCAGUCCAUUUUGUCAUAUCAGGAUGGACUUAGAUACUCAUGAGAAACUGCUGGCUAUUACAUGUCAACGUCUGCCUCCUUAUGCCCAUGGAUUCUUGCAUUUUGGUGCUGAAUACCUGCGCCUGUGUCUAUCGAACACUAAAGGAUGCUAUCAAGGCCCAACCUAGACGUGUGUAGAGUUUGCACUUCACGUUGGACUGUGGGAGGAACCACAGAUCACGGAGGAAACCCAGGCAAGAAAUUUGUGAACAGGGACGAAAAAACCCAUCUCUCAGUCAGUAUUUAGAUACAGUAUUACGUGCAUCCUUGUAGCUCUCUCGUCUGUUCUCUCUUUGGAAUAAAACCCUCUACCUGCAUCCUGUUUGUCACCCGGAGCACUUUCAAAGUCCCGCCUCUGCUUCCUCUCCAUACUUCCCACCCGCCACUCAACUAGGUCAGCUGUCUCUCACAAGUGCUUGAAGCUCCUGCGGAGGAACCGAUCGGUUCCAUGUGACCGCUCGACCGGUAGCCAUGUAGCACCAACACUGCAGGUGUGUCAGUUGUAUGCCAGCCUUAUUUUUUUAUUUAUUUUUUGUCAAUGAAUGUCUCAUGUUUGUGGUGCUGAUGAUCAUUUCUGCAGCAGCAGCGACUACUGCGUUUUUGGGAG
Molecule: messenger RNA, 3447 nt
Organism: Anarrhichthys ocellatus (wolf-eel)
Lineage: Eukaryota; Metazoa; Chordata; Actinopteri; Perciformes; Anarhichadidae
Gene: nt5m
Product: 5',3'-nucleotidase, mitochondrial
Exons: 5
Coding region: 547-1236 (229 amino acids)
Biological process (GO): pyrimidine deoxyribonucleotide catabolic process
Cellular component (GO): mitochondrion
Molecular function (GO): 5'-nucleotidase activity
Source: RefSeq, a predicted model, not a curated record